Messenger RNA from Abrus precatorius (Indian licorice), 788 nucleotides. RefSeq lists its product as uncharacterized. The transcript has a single exon. Lineage: Eukaryota; Viridiplantae; Streptophyta; Magnoliopsida; Fabales; Fabaceae. The record is from RefSeq and is a predicted model, not a curated record. The coding region runs from base 33 to 788 and encodes 251 amino acids.
UCCUAACCUUGGAGGGAACCUGUGGUUAUGUCAUGUGUUCUGAAACAGUUCCUACACGUUUUUCUUUUUCCAACGAUCUCUCUGAGCUACAGGUUUUACCAAUGAAACAAGAUGUUGCUCGCAAGGACACAUUGCUUCUGGACUCAAAUCAUGAGUUUGAGUUCAGCACUAGCAGAAGCCUCGAGUUUGAAUCAUCUUCAGCUGAUGAGCUUUUCUCUAAUGGGGUGAUACUUCCUAUCCAGAUACAACAAAAGAGAAACACAAACACUACAAGGAAACACACACGUUAUGGAGAACCUUCUUACACAAGACUUCCUCCACUUCCAUGUCCUUCUAGUGUUGACAAAAUGAAGAAAGAGAGAAUCAGAGAAGUUGCAAAUGUGAAUAGUGGUUCUUAUGAGCAGAAGACUCAAUUCAGCUCUUUCUGGGGGUUCAGUAGAAGCAAGAGUCUCAACUGUGAUAUAAAGAAAAGCUUGAUGUGUUCUUCACCUCCUUUAUCACGGAGCAACUCAACUGGUUCAGUGCCAACUCCAAAGAGAAUGAGUUCAAAUAAGCAUCCAUCAGCAGCCAAGCCAUUAUCAUCAUCAUCAUCUUCAUGCUCUUCCUUGAAUUUUUAUCCUGUUCAAAAGUCUCCUUCGGGUAAGUGUUAUGGAGGAUCUUAUGCCAAUGGUGUUAGAAUUAGUCCUGUUUUAAACCUACCAACUCCUUGCAUUUCUAAAGGAAGUGUUAAUCUCUUUGGGUUGGGUUCAUUUUUACGUGUUGGGAAGGCCAAGAAAAGCAAGAAGUGA